AUGAUUGUAAUCAGUGACUUGAACGAUGACAAUGUGCUAGAUAUUGCUGUUGCCAGCAUUGGCUUUGAUGUUGUGGGUGUCUUUUUCGGAUACGUAGAUGUAAGCGUUAUAGAACAGACAGCAUAUUCGACUAGAACUGGCUCUGAUCUGAUCGCAGUCGCAAUUGAAGAUUUUAAUACGGAUAAUAAAUUGGAUAUUGUAGUAGUCGAUUUUCUAGAUGGGAACAUUGUGGUACUUCUUCAAAAUGGUAGUCGACCUUUUCAAAAUAUCGCUGUUGCAAACUUUGUUUCGAAUGAUGUUAGGAUACUUCUUGGAUAUGCCAAUGGAAAUUUUUCUAUUCGAGCUUCAUAUUCAACUGGAGAUUUAUCAGGUCCGCCCUCUAUAGCUAUUGCUGAUUUCAAUCGAGAUUGUUUUCUUGGCAUUGCUGUUGCUAAUUGGAACUCUAAAGAUGUAGUUUUAUUAUAUGGAAAGGGUGAUAGUACUUUUGAAAAGCCAUAUUCGUAUUUGAUGGGCUACGGUUCUGUAAUAUCUACGGUAGCUAUUGAUGAUUUUAAUAGAGACAACUGGACUGAUAUUUCGGUGGCUAAUUAUGGCACUAGUCAUACUGGAAUUCGUUUGCAGACAUGCGAUAAUAUCUAA
Rotaria socialis is the source of this 639-nucleotide messenger RNA. The record is from the annotation of a GenBank genome assembly. NCBI's taxonomy places the organism in Eukaryota, Metazoa, Rotifera, Eurotatoria, Philodinida, Philodinidae.